AUGGCGCUGGCGACCCUCCCGCUCCUCGCGGUCGUGAGCAACGCCCAGGACUGGCACCAGUUCGCGACGGUGCAGGCGCGUGGUGCGUCCAUGAAUCUGGGCACCACCGCGGACCUCGCGGACGUCCUCGACCACUUCCUCUCGACCUCGGGCAAGGUUGAGGAGGAGUUGCUGCGAAAGGCGGAAGUGAUGAGCGAGGAGCUCACCAAGGAUGCGAUUGAGACCCAGUCUCUCAAGAAGCAGGCACAAACGGCGUUGGUCCAGGAGCUGCACGCGCGCCACGAGCUCAUGGCCGAGCGGAGCCGGCGCCUGGCGGUGGCCAUCAACGGGAAGGUCGGCCACGGCAAGUGCUGCUGCAGCGGCGACUCGCUCUCUGCCGCGGCCGGCGACCUGAACUGCUCGUGGGUGACGCCGGCCGAGCUCGGGGACGUCACGGGGCGAUGCCCGAGCGACACGCACCUGCUGGCGGCGACCUGGACUGCCGGCUAUGGCGGGGACCAGGGGCUCCUGGCGCGCGGGUUGGACUCGUGCGCCGCGUCGGAGGGCUGGAAGGACGCCGACAGCAGCAUGAACCGCCCGCUCGCGGGCGUUUCGGAUGUGUCUGUUGGCGCCAAGCGCGCUCCGAGGAUCAUCGACGGCGGCGGCGCGGCCAGGUGGGCCGAGACGGGCGGCGGCCCACGAGGCGGGGUAACCCUGGGGCCCCUGCAGGCUUCAGCAAUCUCCGAGUUCGCUAUCCCCUCCGAGCCGAAGCGGAUGGGCAGCACCAGCUUCGUGCUACGAAGCCCCUGGGUGCCGGAGGACGACGCGGCGGCGGAGGAGGCCGCGGCAGAGGAGGCCGCCAAGCUGCGCAAGGAGCGGCUCGCCUCCCUGUACGCGCGCCAGCGGUCCCUCCGCAGGCGGGCGGUGCGGAGGCGCGAGGCGGCCGUCGACGAGGAAUGUUCUCCGCGCCGGCGAUGGCAGGGUUGCCUCCUGAUGCGGGGGCGCUGA
Messenger RNA from Prorocentrum cordatum, 987 nucleotides. Lineage: Eukaryota; Dinophyceae; Prorocentrales; Prorocentraceae. The record is from the annotation of a GenBank genome assembly.